Molecule: messenger RNA, 1290 nt
Organism: Dovyalis caffra
Lineage: Eukaryota; Viridiplantae; Streptophyta; Magnoliopsida; Malpighiales; Salicaceae
Source: the annotation of a GenBank genome assembly
AUGCCAUGUGCUGAGUUAACUUCUUUCGUAUUGUUGCAGUUCUCUGAGUGGUUGGGAAGAAGUGAGCAAAUUGAUUUUACUGAAACUGAUUAUGCAUGUCAUCUUGAUUGCAUUGCAAAAGUACAUGGGCUUUGGAAGGCAGAGAAGUUUAUUGUGGAAAUCCCCGAGUCGCUCAGAGGUAUAUUAGUUUAUCAAACCCUCUUAGAGAACUGUGUCAGUGUUUUGAAUAUCAAAAAAGCAGAGUUUGUGUUUCAGAAAAUGAGAGACUUAGGGUUGCCAAUCACUGUCAAUGCAUGUGAUCAGAUGAUCAUUAUCUACAAGAGGAUGGAGAAGAAAAAAAUACCCAAUGUAUUGUAUACGAUGAAGAAUCUAAACAUCAAGCCUUCUUUCCUUACGUACAAGCUUCUUAUAGAUGCUAAAUGUCAGUUAAAUGACACUAGGGGGAUGGAGAAAUUGGUUAUGGCUAUGAAGGAGGAAGGUAUGGAACCUGACGUCUUUGCUUUAGCUGUCAUAGCAAGGCACUACAUGACUGCAGGGUUAAAAGAUAAAGCUGACCUCAUUGUGAGGGAAAUUGAAGAAAGAAAACAGAAGGGUGGAGGUCUAGGAGCUCGUAGAUCAUUGCUCCUCCUGUAUGCCUCUCUUGGAAAGGCUGACGAGGUGGGUAGAAUUUGGAAGGAAUGUGAAGCGGAUCCCAAGCAGAGUGAGUGCAUAGCUGCCAUAGAAGCCUGGGGCAAGUUGGGCAAAGUGGAAGAAGCAGAAGCAGUCUCAGAGACGAUGCUUCAGACAUGGAAGAAUCCGACUUUUGGCUAUUACACCUCUCUUCUGAAUGUUUACAUAGACAACAACCUAACUGGUAAGGGCAAGGAUCUGGGGGAACGGAUGGGCGAUAUUGGUUUGUGGGCUGGUCCAUUGACUUGGGAUGCACUAGUGAGGCUUUAUAUCAAAGCUGGGGAUAUUGAGAAAGCGCAAUCCAUUCUGCUAAAGAUAGCUCGGAUGAAGAGGAAGAGGCCUUUGUACACAACAUAUAUAGCUGUCAUGGAGCAGCAUGCAACACGAGGUGAUAUACAUAAUACGGAGAAGUUGUUCCAGAGUCUGAGGGAGAUUGGGUAUACCUCACGCUUUAAACCAUUUGAGGUUCUGGUCGAUGCUUACAUCAAUGCGAAAACUCCAAUCUAUGGGUUGCGAGAGAGGAUGAAGGCCGAUAACCUAUACCCUAAAAAAGAAUUUGCAGGAAAAAUGGCACUGGUAGAUGGUUUCAGAAAGACUCAAUUAUCUGUUUUGCUUGAUUAA